GCAUGGGUUCGAGCAGAGUUUACGACCAAAUAUAAUACAUAUUCCUACGAAGGUAGAAUUUUUUAUUAUAUGUACGGAAUUGAUCUUUCUUGCAACCAAUUAAGUGGUCAAAUACCUAAGGAGCUCAGUAAUCUUACCCAAAUUCAUUCUCUGAACUUGUCACAUAACCACCUUACUGGAGCGAUACCGUCACAAUUUUUGAAUCUCAAAAAUAUUGAGAGUUUGGACCUAUCAUACAACAACUUGACUGGAAGGAUUCCCACUCAACUUCUAGAAUUGACAACUCUAGCAGUGUUUAGCGUGGCACAUAAUAAUCUAACAGGUAUGACUCCACAGAGGACGGCACAGUUUGGAACUUUUAAUGAAAGCAGUUAUGAGGGAAAUCCUUUUCUUUGUGGUCUUCCAUUACAUAUCAGUUGCAUGGAGACUAAAGAGAUACCAAUGUCACCUCCUGGACCAGAUUGUUGUGAAGAAGAUACUGGUUUUCUAGAUAUGGAGUCGUUCUAUAUUUCCUUUCUUGUGGCAUAUGCAAAUGUGGUGCUCGUAGUGAUUGUAGUCCUCUGGGUUAACCCCUACUGGAGAAAUGUUUGGUUUUAUUAUGUUGAGUCUUUCAUGUAUUCUUGUUACUACUUUUUUGCUUCCAAAAUGUAAACCUUACAUAUUAAGGUUACUUUCAAGUAAAUCAUAUUCUGUUCCUUAUACCUUCUUGUUUCCUAAUACUAGGGGU
This is a messenger RNA of Lycium ferocissimum, 727 nucleotides long. RefSeq names its product cuscuta receptor 1-like. The transcript has a single exon. Lineage: Eukaryota; Viridiplantae; Streptophyta; Magnoliopsida; Solanales; Solanaceae. The record is from RefSeq and is a predicted model, not a curated record. Bases 70 to 651 code for a protein of 193 amino acids. Gene Ontology annotation, molecular function: protein binding.